This is a messenger RNA of Solanum verrucosum, 538 nucleotides long. RefSeq lists its product as uncharacterized. The transcript has 2 exons. Lineage: Eukaryota; Viridiplantae; Streptophyta; Magnoliopsida; Solanales; Solanaceae. The record is from RefSeq and is a predicted model, not a curated record. Bases 81 to 401 code for a protein of 106 amino acids.
GCUUUCUUUUCUUGAACAUAUCAUCUCUUUCUAUUUAUGCAAAUUUGUAAACAUUAAUUAAGCAGAAAAAAAAGGGGGAAAUGUUCGAACACAUAACAGCAAGUGAAAUAGCAGGAUUUGGAGUGGGUGGUUUACUACUUGCUGCCACCAUUUAUGCUCCCAAAAUUGAUUCCUUCAUCUCUACUUCUCAACGCAGUUCACUGGGAAUGUGCAAAAAAUGUGGAGAUUUGAGACUGAUAGCAUGUUCAAGUUGCAAAGGAUCUGGUACAAUUAAAGGAGGAGCAUUCAAUUUCAUUCUUUUGGAGGAAAAAUCAAAAGUAGGAUCCUCUUCUUCUUGUACGAAAUGUCGAGCUAGAGGACACUUUCAGUGCCCUGAGUGUUCUAAACUUAGUCAGGCUUGAUCUACUUUACACUAUACAAGCUUAUUAUAUUCAAAAUAGUUGUCGAUGCUGCUUUUGCUAAAGAAUUGCUUAGAAUCUGUCGAAAUUUGAUCAUACACGAAAGUUAUUCUGGAAAUGUUAUCUACUAUUAUAUGAAA